AUGCUGCUGGAUCAUUCCUCAUCCCUCUCAGGACAUAUUAAAAUCUUGUUCCUGGCUGUAGCUGUCCUUGUGGUCCUGGAUCAGGCUUCCCCAGAUGGAUGGACCAGAAAGUGUGGUUAUGGAACUGGCAAUUGCAGGAAACAUUGCAAAGAAAGUGAGAAGAAGAAAGAAAAAUGUGGGUUAAGAAAGCUUUGCUGCAUCCCUAUAAAGCAUAAAUCAUCAAAACUUGUCAGAAAAGAAGAGACAACAUAUAGGGUUAUGGCAAGUACCACUAAGUAUGAAUUUAUGACUUGUGACAAGAGGAUUUUGGCAGCAUUUUAA
This is a messenger RNA of Bubalus bubalis (water buffalo), 321 nucleotides long. RefSeq names its product defensin beta 115 (gene DEFB115). The record is from RefSeq and is a predicted model, not a curated record. Lineage: Eukaryota; Metazoa; Chordata; Mammalia; Artiodactyla; Bovidae. The transcript is spliced from 2 exons. Bases 1 to 321 code for a protein of 106 amino acids. Gene Ontology annotation, biological process: innate immune response. Gene Ontology annotation, cellular component: extracellular region.